AUGGAGGAUCUGUACAAGUUUUUAGGAGUCCUGAUCUACAUGUCAUUGGUGUCGCUGCCAAGUCUCCAGGACUACUGGCAACAGAAUCAUAUUUUGUCUGUGCCUCUUCCAGCCAAAGUGAUGACCAGGGACAGGUUUCGCUCCAUAUUUUGGAACAUUCACCUCAGUGAUCCUGAGGAGGAUGCAGAAAAUGACAGGAAGAAGGGAACACCAGGCCAUGACAAACUGUAUAGAGUCAGACCUCUUUAUGAUGACAUUCUCAGUGCCUGCCAGGCUUAUUACCACCCGAGGAGGGAGCUGGCAGUGGAUGAAAGGAUGGUGGCAACUAAAGCAAAAACUGGUAUGACACAGUACAUGAAGGACAAGCCAACUAAAUGGGGAAUAAAACUUUUUGUGUUGGCUGAGUCAAGCAGUGGCUACACAAUCAGGUUCAGCAUAUACACGGGCAAGUCUAUGACUGCAAGUAAGCAUGAUGUCGUCAUGAACCUUAUUCGGCCAUCCUGUCUUGGCACUGGGUACCAUACUUACAUGGACAACUUCUACACGAGUCCCAAACUGUUCAUGGACCUGGCCAGCAUGAAAUUUGGAGCAUGUGGCACCUACAGGGAGACCAGGAAAGGAUGUCCCAGAGGGAGGGCAAAUGCUCUCACUAAAAAAUGUGAACAAGGAUCUGUGAGAUGGAUCAGAGAGGGCCCACUUGUCUUCGUGAAGUGGAUGGACACACAGGAGGUGUCUGUGUGCUCCACCAUCCAUCCUGCACUUUCAGGAGAGACAGUGCCAAGAAGGGUGAAGAACAGAGAUGGACACUGGGCUGUGAGAGACAUUCCCUGUCCUACACCAGUCAUAGCUUAUAACAAGCAUAUGGGUGGUGUUGACCUGUCAGACCAGCUCAUCCAGUACUACUCCACCCACAGAAAAACAUCUCGCUGGUACAAGACCAUAUUAUUGCAUUUUUUGGACAUAGCAACAACAAAUGCCUUCAUCUUGCACCGGGAGAUUAGCAGUGCCAAGAAAGUGCAGCCCAUGACACACAAAGACUUCAUGGUGGAGCUGGUGUGUCAGCUGUGUUGGAUAGACAAGGAGGGUGUUCCCCAGAGCAGGAGAGCUGAUCAUGUCCCUGUGGGGGACACAGAUGCUAGAGAAAAAGCCACCAAAGGGAGGCUGAAAUGUAAACGCUGCCUCCAGGUGGACAACAAGAGACAUGACACACCCUGGAAAUGUCAGGCCUGUGAUGUGCCCCUCUGUCUUGUGGUGGACAGGAACUGCUUUGUAGAGUGGCACAAAUAA
Messenger RNA from Scatophagus argus, 1287 nucleotides. Its product is annotated as piggyBac transposable element-derived protein 4-like. The record is from RefSeq and is a predicted model, not a curated record. Lineage: Eukaryota; Metazoa; Chordata; Actinopteri; Scatophagidae. Bases 1 to 1287 code for a protein of 428 amino acids. The transcript has a single exon.